UCAUUCUGGCGGGUUUAUUCCUCCACUCUGUCAUCCCCUCUCUCUUUCUUCUCCUCUGGUCGGAGCACACAGCCUCCAUCAUCUUCAUCUAAGCCGGACUUAGACAAGAUCUCUCAAGACUUUUCCACAGAAUUAUCACCUGAAUAUUCGGAAUGGGACCAGCGAUGUGCCUGCAUCUACUGCUGUGUGCCAUCUGUCUCUUUGUCCUGUCAUCUUCAGCCGUCCACUGUUCUGCGGCAGAUGAGACUACACUACAAGUGACCAUUCCUGAUAGCUCCCCUGUGUCAGCCAUUUUGGGAGGCUCCCUGACUCUGCCCUGCCUGGUGACUCUGUCCCGGCCUCUCUCUCUGGGACGGCAUGCGGUACUUACCCACCCACGAGUCAAAUGGAGCUUUCUUUCAUCUAACCAAGAGACAGAGAUCCUCGUGGCCCGUGGGGAGCGGGUAAAGGUGAGCGAGCUGUAUAAAGGCAGGGUGUCACUUUUGAACUAUGCUGCCUCUUCAGUUGAUCUCACCCUCAGACUGGAUGACCUGAUACACAACGAUACAGGCUUCUACCGCUGCGAGGUCCAGCAUGGCUUGGAGGAUGCUCAUGACCAAGCCCAGGUCAAAGUAAAAGGUGUCAUCUUCCUCUAUCGCCAAUCCUCCAGUCGCUAUGCCUUCACUUUUGAUGAGGCCAAGGAUGCGUGUAAGGACAUCGGUGCUCAGAUGGCUUCUCCAGAGCAGCUGUUGGCCGCAUAUCACAGUGGCUAUGAGCAGUGUGAUGCUGGCUGGCUUUCAGAUCGCUCUGUGAGAUACCCAAUCCAAAUUCCUCGUGAAGGCUGUUUUGGAGACAUGGAUGGAUUACCAGGGGUUAGAAACUAUGGCGUGAUGGAUACUGAUGAGCUCUAUGAUGUGUAUUGUUAUGUGGAAAACAUCCAUGGGGAGGUUUUCCAUGGGCCGACAUCACAGCGCUUCAGCCUUUCAGAAGCUCAAGUGUACUGUGAGCAGCAGGGAGCUCAGCUAGCCACCACAGGCCAGCUAUAUGCUGCCUGGAAUGAUGGUCUGAACCAUUGCAGUCCAGGAUGGCUAGCUGAUGGAAGUGUUCGCUACCCCAUAGUGACCCCUCGUGAGCGUUGCGGAGGCUCUGAACCUGGUGUCAAGACAGUCUAUCGUUUCAGCAAUCAGACAGGUUUCCCUGAGCCACACACUCUUCAUGAUGCCUACUGCUUCAGAGCUAACAGCAACUCUCAGACAGUCCCUCCUAUAGAUCAUAUGGCAACAGAGCCAGAAGACAUCGACCAGCAUAUUGUGACUUUAGUUGACCCCCAGGAGGAGUACAGUGUGGAUCAGGUCACUCAGAAGUCAGAAAAUGAGGCUCAGGGUGCUGUUGAGUCCAUUUAUAGCAAACAGACUACUUUAAAACUAGGAGAACGCAAUCAGACCCCAAACCCUCAGGAUGAUGUCACUGCUAGCACCAAUAGCAAUCUCACCAUCCCAACUAGCACAGACAGAGAACUUGAAUCCACUCAGGUCACCAGGCAAAAAGAGAUGAGCCAUCCCAUUAAUGCUGAAUUUGUUCCAGAGAUUUAUAUGGAGCCAAAUCACAACCAUUCCAUGUCAAAGGGAGAAUCAAAUGUAUUGCAAGCUUCAACAAGUGAUUAUGUGACAGACAGCAAUCAUGGGUAUUACCAACACAUGCCAGAGACAAACUUUGAGCCAGAAGAGCCUACUGACAACAUCCCACCCUCAAAGGCUCAGCCUGAAGCAAAAGAGGAACCAUCUUCUGAAUUAGAAGAGAUGGAUGGGUCCAAACAUUUCCAGCCCAUGCCUAACACCAACCUGGAGGAUGACAAUGAAGAUAAUAAGCAUAGUGAGAUCUCCAUGACCACUGAGGUAACUACAUUGGAAUAUGAUCCAAGCAAUGAGACAACAACUCAGGAACCUACUGUCCAACCAGGUCCCUCAACAUAUCUUCCUGAGGGUGAGAGUAUUGCAGAGAAUAUUACAGAAACUCCAGAGCCAGAUGAAGACCUGGGUCUAGAUCACACGACUCAGUCCACCUUAGUUAGCCCAUCCAGCACUGCAUAUUUAGAGGGUUCAGGUGAAGAUUUGAACCUUUUGUUUACAGAAGUGACAGAACGUCUGAUCACCGCAGAUAAAUCGGAGACAUAUGGAGCAUCUACAUCUGAGACAACCACAGAAACCUUCUCAUUAACAGAUCUGAACAAGACUAGUCUGAGUUUUAAAUCCAGAUUUGAAGUUUCUAGUGUUAUAUAUCAGAACACUUCUGAAGACCAUCAUAUUGGAGAGAUCUUGGCUGAGACUGUUCCUGUAUCUGCAGUUGAUUAUGUCAGUGAUCACUUGACUACGAGCAUAGCACUUGACAGUGUGAAAGAAACUGAAUCAUCUGAAGGCUCCGGUGAUCAUGAUGUCCUGCCUGUAACACUGUUGACCACCCCUAUGCCUCACCUGUUGGGCACCCCAUCCGCACAUCAGCCUGUACAGGUAGAAAUAAUUUCUCCACGGGAGACUGAAAGAUUCUUCCCUGAAAGCAGCACCCAUUCUGGCCUGGGCAUUGCAGAGGAAUAUCUGGAGAAGGUUAAGCAGGAAGGGCUUGGAAAAGAACCUAAUCACGUUUAUACCACAUCCACAGAGCUUAAUAAUUCCACUGUAACUUUUAGCUUGGUUGGUAGUUAUGAGGAUGAGUCCUCAGGAGGAGAGCUGUCAAGUAACUGGUCUUCGGUUACUAAGCAUCCAUACUCAAAUAUGGCCACCAUUACACCCUCCAGCCCUACAGAUAUACAAGACAAUGAUCAUGAGAAAACGCAAGCAAGCACUGUGGAUCCCCCUACAGUUCUGGAGGUCACAUUGCUGCCUGAUGUGACCAAAACACCCAGCUGGCACACUUUGUCUUCUCCUACAAAACCAGGGCAGUUCCGGGCUGAUGUAGAAUUCAGUGGAGAGGCUUCAUUUACUACAGAUAACAUCAAAACCUUUGGUGAAUCUGAUUCUACUAAUGCCCCCACCACUAAGCAACCAGACCAAGCUCAAAAGACAUCCACCACAUCAGCUGGCAAUGAAAACAAUGAAGAUUAUGACCAUAUAACUAUAAAAGAAGACACUGAAAAUAUGGAAGAUGAUUUUGAAGCAAAAACCCCAUCUGAGCCUGCCACUCUUAAUCACAGGCCAACACAGAGAGUGUUGGUAAGAACAGGCAACAAUUUAGAUGCAUGUAUGGAAAACCCUUGUGAAAAUGGAGGCACCUGUGUGGACAGUGGAAAUGGUCCUAAGUGUCUCUGUCUAGCAACCUAUGGAGGAGACUUUUGCCAGACAGAUCUGGAGUACUGCGAACCAGGCUGGCAAAAGUUCCAAGGCUUCUGUUACAAAUAUUUCACUAAACGGCAGAAAUGGGAGGUGGCAGAGCAGCACUGUCGCAUGUAUGGUGGGCAUUUGGUCUCUGUUAUGUCACCUGAGGAACAGGAGUUCAUCAAUGAUAAAUACAGGGAAUAUCAAUGGACAGGUCUCAAUGACAAGACCAUUGAGGGAGAUUUCCAUUGGUCAGAUGGAAGCCCACUGCUAUAUGAGAACUGGUAUCGUGGACAACCAGACAGCUACUUCCUGUCAGGGGAGGAUUGUGUUGUCAUGGUGUGGUAUGAUGAUGGCCGUUGGAGUGAUAUCCCUUGUAACUACCAGCUCUCCUAUACCUGCAAGAAGGGCAUUGCAGCUUUCUGUGGCCAUCCCCCUAUUGUACUCCAUGCUAAGAUGUUUGGACGGCAGCAACUGAAGUACAGGGCAAAUUCACAGGUUCGCUACUACUGUGAGUCAGGCUUCAUCCAGAGACAGAACCCUGUCAUCACAUGUCAGAUCAACGGACAGUGGGAGGAGCCUCAAAUCACCUGUACACCAGCGCACUCAAACAGAGAACUGGUAACAUGGCCCACUGGUCAGAACAAGGAAAUAGUCAUAGAAGAUACAACAACAGAAAAAACAACACCUGAAUAUCUGGAUAUAAAAUGGAACUUUUAAAACACUUUUUUUUUCUUUGUUUUUCUUUUCAUUCCCUCCUUAUCAUGUCAGCCUUUCAUUUAUCCUCCUUAGAGACUUUAAUUUGUCAACCCCACCAUAUUCUUUAUAUAACAGCAAUGUUAUUAUAGGAAAUCUGUCCCACCUUAACUAAGUUCUUUUCUUCUUCAUUUCCCUUUGUGUACACCAUGACACUGAGUUACAUGCUUUGUAACUCUAAGAUAAAAGCACAAUUAACUGUCACCCUGUUUUAUAAGCAUACUUGAUGGAAAAGAUUAUAAAUGUUGGACCAAUCACGUUUCAUUACAUCCUUUUUUAUCAUUCCUUUUUUUCUUUUUGUAAAUUAUAAGAUAAACCUAUGAAAUAAAUGCUCUCUAACCUCAGCUGGUCUGAAUCAUGUUUUACAUUAUUCCCCUGUAGUGCCUAAACAUACCAGUCAUUCACCAUGUCUUGUGUUACUUAGAAUUGUUUGCCUAUCAAGACUCAACGUAAGUUCAGGAAUUUUGUAGACUAAAGGUAGACCAACAUUUAUUUUAUUUUUUAUGUGGACACAGUUUUCUGUAAUACACAAUAAUAUUUGUAUACUUUCUGUUGGUAUUAGAAUAUUGGAAUUAAAUGUCCAAAAAAAAAAAAAAGGCAUUGUAAGCCCUGCCUUUCAAGUCAUGUAAGACACAAACCUAUCCCUUUUGUUUGUUGAUGUAUGUCAAAAUGUUGGGCCAGUGAAGCUUUAUGAAAUAGGGUAGAUUCUUUAUACAAUGCACAAAUGUUUCUGAGUUCUAAGCCCAAAUCUAGAUUGAAUAUUUUUUUAAGAGAAGAUGGUGCUCUGUUUUUCAUGUUUAUUUCACACUCUUGGGGAAUGGCCAUUUUAGACAGACUAUUACUAAACAUUACAGGGAUGCAUCACUAACAAAAUCACAUUUUAGUUUUUGAUGGCCUGAAACCAGGGUGUAUUUCAUCACUAUAGAAUCAUCAAAUGAAUUACAUUCCAAGCAAUCACAACAAAAAAUGGAGGUCACAUUGCUGCCUGAUGUGACCAAAACACCCAGCUGGCACACUGUGUCUUCUCCUACAAAACCAGGGGAGUUCCGGGCUGAUGUAGAAUUCAGUAGAGAGGCUCCAUUUACUACAGAUAACAUCAAAACCUUGGUGAAUCUUAAUGCCCCCACCACCGAGCAACCAGACCAAGCUCAAAAGACAUCCACCACAUCAGCUGUCUUGCAGUCAUAUGAAAUUACACUAAAUUUGGGAGAUUUGUUUGGCUGAAUCAAAAAUGAAAAUAUUUAAAUAUAUGUGUACUCUUGGUUAUAAAGAAUUAGAUUAACACUAGAAUUAGAUAAUCUGUGGUUAACACUCGAACUAGCAUCACUAUGUAAUGUCAUACAUUUGUGAAGUGGAUUCAUGGGAAUUGUUUUUACUUGAUUGCUUUUUGUCAUAGUUUAGAGACACUGCAUUUGUAUGUAAUUUACAAGUGAUACAAAUAACUGUAAAACAGAAACUGAAUAUGUUUAAAUACACAUUAGGUAUUGUCAUUAGUAAUUAUAUUUACAAUUUUGUUCUUUGACAGUGCCAAAAUAAAAAUAAAAAAUCGAAUUAUGAGGUACCAGUAUAUGGUGUCAC
Molecule: messenger RNA, 5621 nt
Organism: Xyrauchen texanus (razorback sucker)
Lineage: Eukaryota; Metazoa; Chordata; Actinopteri; Cypriniformes; Catostomidae
Product: brevican core protein-like
Exons: 14
Coding region: 153-4007 (1284 amino acids)
Biological process (GO): cell adhesion
Molecular function (GO): hyaluronic acid binding; calcium ion binding
Source: RefSeq, a predicted model, not a curated record